This is a messenger RNA of Tuber melanosporum (Perigord truffle), 417 nucleotides long. RefSeq lists its product as uncharacterized. The record is from RefSeq and is a predicted model, not a curated record. The transcript has a single exon. NCBI's taxonomy places the organism in Eukaryota, Fungi, Ascomycota, Pezizomycetes, Pezizales, Tuberaceae. Bases 79 to 417 code for a protein of 112 amino acids.
GUGCUUCGUUGGUUGAACUCUGCAGUCUUACAUUGGGGGUGGGGGGGGGGCUUGGAGUUUUUCCGUAAUGGGGAUUGAAUGUGGGUGGAUGGAAAAGAGGGAAGAUUUUAUACAGCGAAGCUCUCAAUUCUGUGGAGGCUGUCCAGCCUGCUGGGCCUUUUUUAUUGUCUUGAUCGGUUUCUGUUUCCCAUAGGAGAAUGCCGAGUGACGUUCCCCCCGACAGAUCCUAGACAAGAUGAAACAACUAUCAAGUGUAAGUUGCUCCUGCCUUCCACCUACCGGUAUUCCACCAUCCUCACAGUUGCAUAUACAAGUAUCCUUGAGGGAUGGAGAUGGAGAAAGCUGGAGGUGCGCCAUCUCUUUCUUCCUGUCCUACGAUGGUUCUUUCCUACGGCACCGAUGAAAUUGCUAGUUUAG